Vombatus ursinus (common wombat) is the source of this 2594-nucleotide messenger RNA. Its product is annotated as zinc finger protein 454-like. Gene Ontology annotation, molecular function: DNA-binding transcription repressor activity, RNA polymerase II-specific. The transcript has 8 exons. Lineage: Eukaryota; Metazoa; Chordata; Mammalia; Diprotodontia; Vombatidae. Gene Ontology annotation, biological process: negative regulation of transcription by RNA polymerase II. Bases 561 to 1439 code for a protein of 292 amino acids. The record is from RefSeq and is a predicted model, not a curated record.
ACGGGGGCGGAACCUGAGGGGAAGGACGCAAGCUCUCUGACUUGACUUCCGUUUCUUCUUUCGCUUCGGUUCUUCCUAGUUUUUUGGUUGUGUGUCUUUCCCUUCCUUUUCACAUUCGCGGCCUUCUCCAGUAUUGUAGCAGUAGGGCCCAGGAGCCCAGACCCACCCAGAUUCUCAGAUGCUUAAUGUCAGUAGCAGGAGGAGAACCAGGAGAGAUUGAUGUCCUGACAACUUAGAGAAUGGAGAGUAUCAAGGACGACAGGGAGAUCAACAUUAUCAAAGGCUGCAGAGAGGUCAAGGAGAACUAGGAUUGAGAAAAGGCCAUUGGAUUUGAGAUGGUGCUGACACCCCAGGCAGCAGAGUCCACCCCACUUCUCUCAUGACCUUCUGAUUUCUACCCCUUUCGGGAAUGGGGAUAUAGAGAUUUCUGCCUCUUUGUUCUGAGAAGUACAAACAAAGGACAGGUACUCCUUGCCAAGGUUCACUUUUCCACUCCAGCUCUGCCUUCUGAAGCACAGUAAUGAAGAAAUAACAGUGAAGAGGAAGAGAAGGAGGAGGGAAUGGCCCCUCCACUAUUGGCAUCUUGGGCCUACCAGGAAUCACUGACAUUUAGUGAUGUGGCUGUGGAUUUCACCCAGGAGGAGUGGGAUCACCUGGAUUUAUCCCACAAGAAGUUGUACAGGAAUGUGAUGCUGGAGAACUAUAGGAAUUUGGUUUAUGUGGGACUUGCCGUUUCCAAGCCAGAUCUGAUCUGCCAGUUGGAACAAGGUAAAGCACCUUGGGUCCACAAGAAAGAAAUCCCAAAAAUCACCUGCACAGGUUGGGAAAGUAGGCCUAAAACCAAGAAGUCUACUAAAAACCUGGACAUUUCCAUAGAAAAAUCAUCCCAAGGAAGAUCCACAAAGGAUGGUUCCCAUAUUUCUAAUUUGGGAGAAGUUUGGAAAUGUAAUGUCACUUUAGAGAAGCAUAAGAAGAAACAUUCUAGAAUUUGUACUGGAGAGAAGUUUUACAAAUGUAAUCAACAUGGAAAGACCUUUAGUCAUAACAUUCACUUUACUCGACACCAAAGAAUUCAUACUGGAGAGAAACCUUAUGAAUGUAAUAAAUGUGGGAAGGCUUUUCACCAGAAUCCAUCCCUUAUUCAACACCAGAGAAUUCAUACUGGAGAAAAAUCUUAUGAGUGUAAUGAUUGUGGAAAGGCAUUUGUCCUGAGGGCAAGACUUAUUCGACAUCAAAUAUUGCAUACUAGAGAGAAACCCUAUAAACGUAAUCAAUAUGAUAAAGCUUUUAAUAGGAGCUCUUCUCUUGCUUACCAUAAGAGGAUUCAUAUAGGAGAGAAACCUUAUGAAUGUAAUGAAUGUGGGAAGGCAUUUCAUCAUAAAACUUACCUUACACAACACCAGAGAAUUCAUACUGGAGAGAAACCUUAUGAAUUAUAAUACAUGUGGGAAGGCUUUUCACCAGAAUACACAUAUACCUUACUAAACACCAGAAAAUUCAUACUGGGGAAAAACCUUGAGUGUAAUGAUUGUGGAAAGGACAAGACUUGAUUCAACAUCAAAUGUUGCAUACUGGAGAGAAACUAUAAAUGUAAGCAAUGUGAUAAAGCUUUUAAUAGGAACUCUUCUCUUGCUUACCAUAAAAGAAUUCAUACUGGAGAGAAACUUUAUGAAUGUAAUACAUCUGAGAAGGCAUUUCAUAAUAAAACUCACCUUACAUGACAUCAGAGAAUUCAUACUGAAGAGAAAUAUUAUGAAAGUAAUAUAUGUGGGAAGGCUUUUCACCAGAAUACACACCUUAUUCAACACCCGAGAUUCUUACUGGAGAGAAAUCCUACCAAUGUAGCAUGGGUGAGAGGCCUUCUUUUGAAGCUCAUCACUUACUUUUCACCACACAAUUCAUACUAAAGUGUAGCCCUAUAAAUGCAAUGACUGUGGCAAAACUUCCGCUGAUAAGUCAUUGCUGUCUUAUUACAGAAUUCAUAUAGGAGAGAAACCAUAUGAAUGUAGUGAGUGUGGAAAUACUUUCCGCCAUCACUUGUAACUUUUUCAAAUAUCAGAAAAUUCACAGUGGGAAAAAACAAAACAAAACUGAAUAUAAGGUUUUCAGCAAAAGCAUUAAUCAUACUGAAAAUUAGAGAAUUCAUACUAAGUCAAGUCUAUAGAUGAAGCCUCUCACUGUCUAAUUUCCUACAUUGAAUGUUUCAAAGCCUUUUUGUCUCAAACUUUCACAGGUUCUGCCAUGCUGGAAAGGCUUCACGUGUGGCCUUCCUGCUGAUUGAGUAGAUCACAGAACCAACUUAAAUGAAAGAAAUGAUUAGAUUAAUACUAAGGCAUCUGAAUUACUAUAAUAAACUGCAGGUGGGGAAGAUCUUGCUGUUUUGAUCAGAAUUUGUAGUCAUUCCAUGGCCCAAGCAGGAGUUAAAUUAGUGCUUGAACGUGUCAUAUGUAUAAGAUUCAGUUCCUGAAGUAUCUCAUUCUUUCAAAAUGAUAUUGAUACAAUUAGAAAAAGGGAAAGAAGCUUGUGAAACAAAGAUUUAAAUCUAUUAAGUUGUGAGGUUAAAGUCAGGAACUUCUUUUUUUUUACUGACUGUA